UCGACUGCUACCUCUUCUUGGUCGAUGCCCAGCCCUUUCGAUACAGGAAUUGGGACCAAUUUCACCGUCUCAAGUUGCCCCAAGUUCUUGAACAAAUUGAUAGCGAAUGAAACGAUGAUUGGCUGCCAUGCUGUAUCUAUGUUGCUGGAGACCUCGGACGCUUUCUUCGAGAUGCUCACAUCAGCCGUGGACCUCACACGUGUACUACAAAAGUCCUGUAGUGUCUCGGUGGAGACUUGUUCCGAGGUACUGACUGAUUUCGCCUCGAACCUCGUUGAAGAUAGUGCCUGUGGACAAGAUUAUGAACUAGGCAAUCCUGUGGUGAAGGAGGCGUAUCGAUCGAUGGUGGCCUACGAACCUGUCUAUCGGGCGACGUGCCUGAUAAACCCAAGCACAGAAGACUACUGCUUCGUGGACGCUGCCUUGAAUACCAGCAAUAUUGCCGAUUAUUACGUCUACUUCCUGCCCUUGGGCACUGCCCUCACCAGCUCGAACCACCCGACAUGCAACAAAUGCUUGCAGGCUGAUAUGACUGUCUUCAGCGAAUGGGCAGAGGUCAAGGGGCAGCCUCUGACAAGUGUCUAUCUUGCUGCUGCUGCUCAAGUGGACGAGAGGUGUGGGGACGAUUUCGCCACGACUAACAUCACCGUCGCAUCGAAGGCUUCUAUCAACCGUAGUGGGUUGACGUCGCGGCAGCUCGAUAUCCCACUACUUAUAUCUACCUUGGCACUCAGCUUGGGGGUUGCCAUUCUAAGACUA
Messenger RNA from Penicilliopsis zonata CBS 506.65, 759 nucleotides. RefSeq lists its product as hypothetical. The record is from RefSeq and is a predicted model, not a curated record. The transcript has a single exon. Lineage: Eukaryota; Fungi; Ascomycota; Eurotiomycetes; Eurotiales; Aspergillaceae. The annotation marks the transcript as partial.